UGGGCUGCGGGCCUGGCUUUCAGCCGGCGCGUGGCGGCGGGCGGGGUUCCGGGUCCAGCGAGGACCGUGGUAUUGGAACGCCCUGGAGGGGAGACGGCGCCCUAAAGGGCGAGAUGCUCCGGGAGCUACGGCUGCCGGGCACUGAGCUGGAGCAUCCUGUGCUGGGGCUGGACCGAACCUGGGAGAUGGCUUAAAGCUUGAAACUGAAUUAUUGGAUGGAAAAACCAAGCUAAUACUGUCUCCAUAUGAGCAUAAAUCAAAAGUUUCUGUGAAGAUGGGAAAUAAGAUCAAGAUUGCAAAAUGUCCUUUAAGAGCAAAACAGACUGGACAUACUUUAAAGUCAACACAAAAUACUUACAUUGGGAGUGAAAACCUUUCUCAAAAGAAGAUCUCUACUUCAGACACGCCACAAGCAAAACGUGAAAACAGUAGACUGACAUUUUCACCCAGUAUGGAUUUAUAUAAGCAGUAUUCAGAAAAAGACAGUGUCCAUGUUCAAAAGGAGAUUUCACCUACAACCUCUAACAUCCGGAAGGUUAUAAAUACUACAGAGACUUGUUCAGGGGCUAAACAGAAGCCGUGCACAAAACUCCCCACAACGGGAAACAUGAACAGCAGUUUGGUGUGUCUUACACAAGACCAGCUCCAGCAGAUCUUGAUGUUGAGUAUGAACCAGGGAAAUGGAUCUGAGUCCCUCACUGAGAGUGCAGAGAAGGAUGCAAGUCAAGAUAGUUUACAUUUAAUCAAUAUUCCUAGUCAGCCAAAGGAUGUGAAUGUCACAGGAUUACUGCAAAAUACGGAGGCCAUUUCCCCUGUCACAAGUGAACAUGAGCAUGUCCACCAGAGAGCUCAAGAGGCAUUUCAGCAGUGCGAGCCGAAAGCUGCCAUAGAGAAUGAAUGGAAACCCGCUGACAUAUUCAGUACUCUGGGGGAAAGGGAACGAGAUAGAAGUUUGUUGGAAGCAAGAAGAGCCCAGUGGAAGAAAGAGCUAGAUGAACAGGUUGCUUUAAAGAAGAAAGAAAAAGAAGCUUCUCACAAGUGGGGUAAUCCUUGGAAACCGUCUGAAAAGGUGUGUGAGGAGCUCCAAGUCCCUGAGCAGCCUAAGGAAGCAGGAAUGCUGGAGUCCUCUUGUAGUGCCAUUAAACAGGAGCAGCAGAGAAAAUGGAUUGAAGAAUUGAAUAAACAAGUUGAAGAUGACCAGCAAAGAAAAGCAGAGGAAAGAAUGAUGUAUUCAAAGGGUGAGGAACAUGACAGAUGGGCAAUGCAUUUUGAUUCAUUAAAGAGUCAUCCUGGUUCUCAGUCUCGGCUGUCCUCUCAGCUAACACACCAACACCUGGAGUCCCUCUGUGUGUCUCCUGACACUCAGGAACUGGCUGAUGUCAAUGAUGUUUACACAUCUCCACCUAGCGUCCAGGUGGAGCCUUCAGAGAAAAAACAAAGAGCCAGACCUGUUCUGGAUAUGGCUGUGUCACAUGGUCAGAAAACAAACUUUCUCCGUUCUAUGACUGCACUCUUGGAUCCAGCACAGAUUGAGGAGCGGGAACGACGCCGACAAAAACAAUUAGAACAUCAGAAAGCAAUCGUGGCUCAGGUAGAGGAGAACCGCAGGAAGAAGCGGCUGGAGGAAGAACAAAGAAAGAAGGAAGAGCAGGAACUGGAGCUGCGCUUGGCAAGGGAACGGGAGGAGAUGCAGAGGCAAUAUGAAGAGGACAUUCUUAAGCAGAAACAGAAAGAAGAAAUAGUGACUCUAAAGACAAAUGAGCUCUUCCACACAAUGCAGCGAGCUCAGGAGUUGGCACAGAGGCUCAAACAAGAGCAGAGGAUCCGAGAACUGACCCAGAAGGGGCAUGACACAUCCAGGCUGAUUCAAAAUCUUGGUGCACAAGUGGAGUAUAAGCCAUCCGCUCCCAUCUCCAGUUCCUGCGAUGAUGCUGAGGAAGUUGGUGAUGAAACGACUUCAGCAGUCUCUCCCAAGAAGGACACGGGCGUGCAGACAGAUGACGUAAAUUUAGGAAUUUUCAAUGAUGUGCUACCACACUGUGGACCAGUAACAGAGAAGGGUAUUAGAAACUUUUCUUCUCCAGAGAUUUCUGCAGAAUUCAGUGGACAGAUUGGCAUUAGAAAAGAGAAGCAAGAACUAAGUAUGGACAAAGGCACUAAUUUAGACAAAGAAAAUAGCUGGUAUAAUGGCCAGUGUAAUCAGAAUAAAAGAACAGAGAAACAAACAAAACUCAUCAAGAAAUGUCCUAAGAAGCCUGCUUGGAAUAUAAAUAAGCCUCUCAAAAGGUACGUUCCUGCAUCAGCAAAAUACCCUACACAUCUCCAGAAGGAGAAAGAAGAAAAAAAGGUAAGAAGGCAGAUGGAGCUGCUCCACUUAGUGGAGAGAAACAAUCCUGAGAAUCUCUCCCAAAAUAGAGGCACUUCACCAGAAGUUCCUGCUUCAUCUCAUCGAGAAACUGAGUCAGACAGCAGGUUGCAUCUUAUCAAAAAGGUAGAAGAACCUCUGAAAACUCCUUCAGUUAGUAAAGAAAGGUUUCAGACAUCACCAGGAGUAAAAAGCAGAACUCAACAAACUCAGAGUAAUGUAUUACAUUUACCGCUAAAAAACAGUGACUAUGAAAAAGAGACUCUGACCUUAGGAGAUGGUCAUACUAAAUUAUCAAAUGAGAUGUCUGAGCCAUCCCAUUUUAUUCCCUACGUUCGAACAAAUGAGAUCUACUACCUUGAUCCAGAUGCUCCCUUGUCUAGGCCUUCAACCCAGGACAACCAAUACCAAAAAUCUCAUGAUUGUGCCCGAGAACAAGAGCUAUUUGAGUCUGACCAUAUCAGGGAUCCACUUCUUAAUCCUAAAUUAGUGAAAAACAGGGACCGACAGCAAGCUAUCCUUAAGGGGCUUUCAGAACUAAGACAGGGUCUUCUCCAGAAACAAAAGGAGUUGGAAACGAAUCUCAUACCCUUAACUGCAAACCAAGAAGAUAAUUUUAGUUCUUCGUUUUAAAUAUGCUCACCACGCAACAGCAUUUCUUAAGCAUCCAAUGAAAAACUUCACAUUAUGUAGUAGAAAUGAUGUAUUUUCUAAGUACAAUAAAAAAGUUUAUAGUUAAAAAAAAAAUCUCUGCUGUAUUAGGGUGUAAAGUACUUUCUACUUACCACAGUAGAAUCUGGAGAUUUCUGACCUGUUAACAGCACUGCUCAUUUAUUCUGUUAAAAUUUCUUUUAGGGCAUCAAAAGUACUAUUAGCACAAAGAUAGAUUCUUACUGAAAUAAUACAAGUUCAUUUCACUCUGGUUUUCCUCUUCACAUUAAAGUGGAGAUUCUAGUUAUUACAAUUUUGAAGUUAGCAUUAGUAACAGUAGGCAAGAGAUAAGAGUUUAAAAAUCUAUCUCCACCAUAUACUUUUUGUAUACAUUUAGUAUAACACUAAAGUACUACCAAGUUCUAAUUAAAACCACUUCAAGAUCUGUCCCAAAUUAUCCAAUACUAUUGAAAAGAUAAGCCCCAUUUUUAAAAGUUCAUUUAACUAAAGGAUCACACAAAAUAGUAUUUAUCAAAGAUCUCAAAAAAAGUUAACCAAAAUUUAAGUGAAGCAAAUUUUUUCACAGCUAAACCUUAAGAUUGAGAAAAUGCUGCUUAGUAUUAUGUACAGAGGUCUACUACCUAGAAUGUAACUGUACUGUUAGGUAUAGCUUGAGGUACUGAGCCAAAAUCCUAUAAAUAUUUACAUUGCUGACUUAUACCUGUGUAAAAACACUAUACAAAAGCUUUAAUCAAAAUAAAUAGUUGACAUCUCAGCAAAAUUAGUUAUCUGACAUUAAGGAAAGUCAUUACUAUUUACCAUUCUGUUAUAAACAUCAAAUUUUACAUAUAAAACAGACUUCAAUUUGAAGCCCAAGUACAGGUAACAAUUGUAAAACUGAAAGGUGCUAACAUGAGAUAAUCUGAUUACAAUACAUCAAAAAAUUUUUUUCACUUUUCAGAUGCUUUAAAUGUUAUAGGCCAUCAUGAUUUAAAUAAACAGCAAAGAAAAAAAUUUCAGAAAGGCCAAGAGACUUGUUUAUAAAUCAUCAAUUCACUUUUAAGAAACUGAAAAAAAGUCCACAACAACCUAUUUUUUUUUAAUUACUGUAAUUUCUCUUUGAACACAUCCUUAACUUAACAGAGAUUUCUCUGUAUCCAAGUUUUUGUAAGCAGAUAAAAAGUAACUUUCAUUUUCUUGAGACUGAGUUGAUGAAAGGGCAUAUGGUGUUCCCAGAAACGUCUGAUGCGUGAGAACAUUAAAAUGACUAAACUGAUGGGACAUUUUUAAUUGAUUUUGGUAAGCCUGAAAGUUGCUAUAUGAAUCUUGUUCUGCUGAAUUGCUGUUUUCUCCUUCAGAGCAUACUCUAUCAAUAGGAGCUCUCUCUUCACAAUUAAUUAAAUAAGUCUUAUCUUCUAAUAAACUGUUUUGCACAUCAAGAGA
This is a messenger RNA of Mastomys coucha (southern multimammate mouse), 4459 nucleotides long. RefSeq names its product coiled-coil domain containing 66 (gene Ccdc66). Gene Ontology annotation, molecular function: microtubule binding. Gene Ontology annotation, cellular component: photoreceptor inner segment; microtubule; cilium. The transcript is spliced from 18 exons. The coding region runs from base 275 to 2998 and encodes 907 amino acids. The record is from RefSeq and is a predicted model, not a curated record. Gene Ontology annotation, biological process: cilium assembly. Lineage: Eukaryota; Metazoa; Chordata; Mammalia; Rodentia; Muridae.